AUGUCGGGAGCUCAUUUGUCGGGAGCUCAACUGUCGGUAGGUUCAACUGUCGAAGCCGAAGAAUUAUCAAAAAAAUUUAUGGGACAAAAUCUUGAAUUACAACAUGAAAUUAAAACAUUUCGUUCUAAACUUGAUUAUAUUAUAACAUAUAUUAAUCAAAAAUUGGAUCAACAAAAAACAACAACAACA
Rotaria sp. Silwood1 is the source of this 189-nucleotide messenger RNA. The record is from the annotation of a GenBank genome assembly. NCBI's taxonomy places the organism in Eukaryota, Metazoa, Rotifera, Eurotatoria, Philodinida, Philodinidae.